AUGCCGUUCAGAGCGUUCUUCGCCGCCUCUGCCUCGGAGCGGCUGUUGAAGCUGACGAAGCCCAUGGGCUGCCUGGAGGCGCCGUUCGAGGAGCGCGGUGGGGCGGUGCCCUGUGGGACGCCCUGGGGCCGCUGGUACCAGACGCUGGAGGAGGUUUUCAUCGAGGUGCGCGCCAAGGACGUGCGCUGCAGCCUGGGCAGCCGCGACAUCAUGCUGGCCACACAAGGGCGGGAGCUGCUGCAGAGUAAACUUUCUGACUCUACAGUAACUGAUGAAGGAACAUGGACAUUAGAAGACAGGCAGCUGAUACGAAUUGUUCUAACGAAGACAAAUAGAGAUGCUGGAAACUGUUGGACAUCUCUGUCAGAAAAUGAAUACGCUGCUGAUCCUUGGGUACAGGACCGGAUGCAGAGGAAGCUUACACUGGAGCGAUUCCAAAGAGAGAACCCUGGAUUUGACUUCAGUGGGGCAGAAGUUUCUGGAAACUACAGCAAAGGAGGACCAGACUUUUCUAGUCUUGAAAAAUAAACUUUUUAUCUGUGUUCUUUCAGAGGAAUUACAUGUUACA
Pipra filicauda (Wire-tailed manakin) is the source of this 568-nucleotide messenger RNA. Its product is annotated as nudC domain-containing protein 2-like. The transcript is spliced from 2 exons. Gene Ontology annotation, biological process: protein folding. Lineage: Eukaryota; Metazoa; Chordata; Aves; Passeriformes; Pipridae. Gene Ontology annotation, cellular component: cytoplasm. The record is from RefSeq and is a predicted model, not a curated record. Bases 1 to 528 code for a protein of 175 amino acids.